This is a messenger RNA of Gryllus bimaculatus (two-spotted cricket), 1141 nucleotides long. The record is from the annotation of a GenBank genome assembly. NCBI's taxonomy places the organism in Eukaryota, Metazoa, Arthropoda, Insecta, Orthoptera, Gryllidae.
AUGGCAGCUAAAGAUACACGCAUCUCUCCGGUACGCUCGAAAACUACCGUGAAAGCAAAUCAAGAGUCUCAAGAACCGGUCCGACUUCCUUCUCGAUGGCAUGUGAUAUGUCGACCAAAGAUCUUUGUACCCGUUGUAUGGAUUGUCGCCACAGUACUGCUGCUUGCUGCUAUUUUCCUAUAUUUUAUCACAAAGAGAUGGCCCAUUCUAGAGGAAGAUGAACCUACACAACGUAAAAAAAACCCGCAAGUCGUCGUUAUACUGAUCCCCGGCAUGCGAUGGGAUGCCUUAGACACUUGGACUGAGCGCGAGCUCCGCGGCUUUCGUCCCUUCUUCUCGCAAGGCGUCCGCGUGUCCCAAGUGGUGCCCGUGUUCCCCAGUUUUUCGCUCCCUUCUUGGACGACGCUGCAAACCGGCCUGUAUCCUGAGGAGCACGGGAUUCUCGGGGACGCCAUGUUCGACAGCGAGACGCAAAUGGACUUCUACGAAUUCAAGGACAGCGUCAAGGACGAUCGGUGGUGGCAGGAAAGGGAGCCCAUUUGGAUCACGGCCACGGAGGCGGGCAGACGCGUGGCCACGCUGGAGUGGAACAACGCCGACGUGCCCUUCUAUGGAAAGCUGCCGGAGGUAGCCCACGGGUACAGUGCAUCCUCGAGCUCCUUCCUGGAGCGGGUGGAGAAUGUGACGAAACUGCUUCAGCAGGAAUUCAAUCUCAUCAUGGUUUCUUACGAUGGCCUGGAAAACGCCACGCUGAAAUAUGGACCCUUCUCAAAAGAGGCGCGCGAGCAGCUGCGCGACGUGGCCGUGGGGCUGCACUUCCUCUUCGCCUACCUGUUCCGCACGGGGCGGCAGCUGGACGCGCAGCUGCUGGUGGUGUCGGACCGCGGGUACGAGACGGUGUGUCCCCCGCACGCGCAGCCGCCGCCCCCGAUCUUGCUGAACGCGCUGCUGCUGCGGCCGGCGCACGUGAUGCGUGCGAGUAAACGGACGGUGUACCCGCCCAUCCGGCUCGUGGACGUGUACCAAGUGAUGACGCACCUGCUGGGCGUGAAAGCCCGCCCACACAACGGCUCCUGGAGCAGAGUGUCACGUUUCCUGGUUGGCAGGUAGAUCCAAGAUCAAUAAAAUCUCUUGCUGUUUU